Molecule: messenger RNA, 3455 nt
Organism: Leptopilina heterotoma
Lineage: Eukaryota; Metazoa; Arthropoda; Insecta; Hymenoptera; Figitidae
Gene: drpr
Product: protein draper
Exons: 18
Coding region: 402-3425 (1007 amino acids)
Molecular function (GO): scavenger receptor activity; protein binding
Source: RefSeq, a predicted model, not a curated record
UUCAGUUUUCUCAUCAGUCGAAUGAGAAACGCUGUUGCGUGAGCGUGAAGUGGCUUGACUAGUUUUCAAUCGUGUGCAUAUUUCUCUCAAGUUUUAACAGUGUGCGUGGCUUUUAAAUUUAAAAACAAGUUCUGUCAGUCAGUGCACACACAGUUUGGGAUUACAUUGCAGUUUCACAAGGAAAAGUGGAAAAAAAUAGCCAAUAUGAUAACUGUCGAUGGAUCAGGUUAAAAAAAAAAAUUCUUACCAUUCCUGGUGGAUUUUUUUAUCAAACAUCUCCACAAUGUGGAUCGAGAAUAAAAAUUGAGAUGCCAGAUCGAGGCUAAAAGUAAAAGCUCGACUUUCGAGUUUUAAGAAACAAACAACAAAACAGAAAUUAAACCAAAAAAAAAGAAAAAAAAAUGUAUUCUUUCAGUAAAAAAUUAUCUCCUGCAUUUGCAAUAAUUUUAAUAAUUUUUAGUAUAAAAUGUCAUGGAUUAGAAGGACCCAAUGUCUGUACAAGACAAGAACAAUAUCAAGUUUCAGUUAAGGUAUCUGAACAGAAGCCUUAUAUGGAACGAGAACACACUUGGUGCCUCAGUUUUCCUCCUAGGUGUUCAAAAUACAAAGUAAUUUACAAGACUGUAUAUAACAUUCAGACAUUAACAAAAACGAAACCUGUCGAAGAAUGCUGCAAAGGUUACACCUUAACGACAGAUGGAGAUCGGUGUAUUCCAAUUUGUUCGGAGGAUUGUCGUCAUGGAACAUGCUCCGCUCCGGACGUAUGUACUUGUGAACCAGGAUAUGGUGGUCCACUUUGCGAUAUCAAAUGUCCAUUCGGCAAGUGGGCGAAGGACUGUAAGAAGGAUUGCAAUUGUAGAAAUGGCGCCAAUUGUGAUCCGUUCGAUGGAAAAUGCAUAUGUCCACGUGGCUGGGAGGGUGAAUCGUGUGAUGAAAAAUGUCCCCCCGAUAGUUAUGGACAAAAUUGCGCGGAAAAAUGCCGCUGUCAUAAUGGUGGUAGCUGUCAUCAUAUUUCUGGUGAAUGCCAUUGUACUCCCGGAUACACUGGACCACUCUGCAUGGACCUUUGUCCUGCUGGAAAACACGGCGAAGAAUGCAAAUCCGAAUGUCGCUGUCAAAACGGCGGUUCAUGCAAUCCCAGAACUGGAGAAUGUAUCUGUACUUCCGGCUGGGUGGGCUCCGUCUGCGCGAAUCGAUGUCCCGAAGGAAACUGGGGAAAUAAUUGCACAAAAAUCUGUGAUUGUUAUAAUGGCGCGUCUUGUCAUCAUAUUUCUGGUGAAUGCGUCUGUAAGCCUGGUUUUAAAGGCGAUAAAUGUUUCGAGAAGUGUCCCGAGGGUAAAUACGGCGAGAAUUGCUCAAGUCGAUGCAACUGUCGAAAUGGGGCUUCAUGUAAUCCAAUUGAUGGCAGAUGUGAAUGCAGUCCGGGAUGGAGGGGAAGAUUUUGUGUCGAAAGAGCAUGUUCCGAUGGACAGUACGGUCCCAAUUGCGAAAAGGUCUGUCAAUGUACAAAAGAAAAUACAGAACUUUGUCAUCCCUGGGACGGUGAAUGCAUGUGCAAACCAGGCUGGGGUGGAAAAACAUGUUCCCGACCAUGUCCAUUAUUAAUGUACGGCAAGAAUUGCGAGCAUAAAUGCAAAUGCAAAAAUAAUUCCCAAUGUUCGCCGGUGAAUGGCUCUUGUAUUUGUGCUGCUGGAUUCCGUGGCGAAGACUGCAGUCAGGAAUGUCCUGAAAAUACGUACGGCGAGGAUUGUGCGCAAAAAUGUGCCUGCAAAAAUGGUGCCAAUUGUCUUAGGGAAAAUGGUCGAUGCAAUUGCACAGCUGGAUGGGUUGGUGUCUUAUGUGAUCGUCCUUGCAACGACAAAUUCUUUGGUCUGGAUUGUGAAAAUAAAUGCCAGUGCAAAAAUAACGCGGCCUGCAAUCCGCAGAAUGGCUCCUGUACCUGUGCGGCUGGGUUCACUGGUUUACAUUGUGAAACCCGAUGUGACAAAGGAUUCUUCGGACAUAAUUGCUCGCAGGUCUGCGAUUGUAAUCCCGACAAUAGUAUUGACUGUGAUCCAGCAACCGGUCGUUGUAUCUGCAAGCCUGAAUGGCGAGGAAUAAAAUGCGAAACUCAAUGUCCGCCUGGACAUUAUGGAGAAAAUUGUCACGAACAAUGCAACUGUAAGAACAAUAGUUCGUGUGAUGCGAAUACCGGAAUUUGUGUCUGCUCCCGAGGAUGGGAAGGUCCAGACUGUAAUCAACCUUGCAAAGAAGGAUAUUAUGGUGUUGGAUGUAAAGAAAAAUGUCCUGAAAAAACUCAAGGAAACAUGACUUGCGAUCAUGUCACUGGAGAAUACAUUUGCAGACCAGGUUACUUAGGACUUACUUGUGAACAUCCUUGCCCUCCAAGUAGAUAUGGAAUGAAUUGUGCAAAACAUUGUACCUGCAAAAAUGGCGGUGAAUGUCAUCAUGUCACAGGAAAAUGUCAAUGCUUCCCUGGAUGGCAAGGUGAUCAUUGUCAAAUUCCCUGUCCUGAAGGAACGUAUGGUACCAAUUGUACACAACACUGCAAGUGUCAAAAUCAUGGACAAUGCAGACCCCACGAUGGAUCAUGUAAAUGUAUGCCAGGCUGGGCUGGCACAAGAUGCACUGAAAUUUGCCCUGAAGGCUAUUAUGGAGAUCACUGUAUGAAACCCUGUGAAUGCAAAAGCGAUUGGUUCAUUUGUCAUCCAGCUGACGGAUGUAUUUGCAAACACGGAUUCACAGGUUCAAAUUGCGAUGAACCUUUAAUGUUUAAAAAUAUUCAAGAGAAAGAAGAGGCGGGUAUUGGAAGUAUUGUUGCAGGAGUUUUUGCUGCAAUUAUGGUAAUUGCAAUUUCUCUUGCUGCUUGGUUCUAUCAUCGAAGACGUGUUGCUGAUCUCAAAAAGGAAAUGGUUCAAGUUCAAUAUAUUGCUGAACCAGUAACACCAACAGACCGAACACAAUUCGAUAAUCCUGUGUAUUCUUAUCAAGGAUCAUCCAGGUUUGAUGAUGGAACUGCAACGUUACUUAAUAAUGUUCAGAUUAGGAACGAUCUUGGCAGGAAAAAUAUAAAUAUCGAGAAAAUGAAACUCGGAGGACAUGAUGAUGACGAUGAAAGUUGCAGAGGAGCCUACGGAUCGUACGAUCAUUCAGCCCCUCAAAAAAAUAAAGAGGCAGAUUUGGGAAAUCCCAAUGUAAAUAUAUAUUAUAGCAUUGACGAGAUGGACAGCAAGAAGGGUGAGCAUUUCUAUGAGGAUAUAAAACAUAAAACUGCCGAAAUGGAAUACGAUCAUUUGGAUUAUUCACCAUCAGCUCAAAACGAAUGGAAACUUCAUUAUCAUCACAUGGCCAAUGGAUUUGGCUCAAAGGAUGGAAGUGGUCCCAGUAAGUCAAAGGAUCAAGAUCCCGAAUGUGGUCGAAAGUAAUUAAAUUGUGGUCUUCGAUUCGAAAAAAAA